AUGCCCUUCUGCUCCUAUAACCCGUGCUUGCGACAUAGAACAGCUUCCCUCUUCUGCCGUCCAAUAACACGGCUGCGUCUCAACCACUUCUCCUCCACAGCCAUCCGCGCCGCAGCUGAAACAUACUAUGACAUACUCGGUGUAUCAAUCACUGCGACUACAGACGAGAUCAAGAAAAAGUUCUAUGCUCUCUCUCUAGCCCACCAUCCAGAUAGAAACAAGGAUCCAGGCGCGGCAGACAAAUUCUCCUCGAUAUCAUCUGCCUACCAUGUCCUUGCCAACCCUAAGAAACGAGCCCGAUAUGAUCGAGAGCACGACAUUCGCACCCCCACGGCCCAAGGCACCACCAGGCCGGGAACAGGCAGUUUCUCAUCAGCAUCGGCCAGCAGUUCGCAAUUUGGCUCGCGUCCUGCGUCGGGUCUAAGCAAACGCAGAGGGACAUUCAAGGGGCCUCCACCUAGCUUUUAUGCGAAUGGGGGGUACGGGGCUAGCCAUAGACAGCAUCAGCACCAGACCCACCAGCCGCAGCAGGAACAUCCUGAAUAUCAUCACUCUGACGUUCCGCACUUUGAUGCAGGGUCCCAUAGGCGGACCCAGUCGCAUGAAGAUAUGAGGCGGCGGAUGAGGAGGGCGAGAUCUGCGGAGGAGCAGAAGAGGCGAGCGGCUGCCGAAGGAGAGACGUUGGGCGGUGGUUAUAUCGGGGAUUUUAACGGUGGCUAUGCUGAGCGCGAGCUUUGGAAGGUCGAAGGUAGAAGAACCUGGAUUACGAGAGUUAUCUGCGAGGCAGAAACAGCCUCGGACAGAGUAGCAGCACUAAGACAAGAGCGUUCUCUCCUACAAAACGUCAACGUCAACCGCUCCAGUUCGGUCCAAGCCAUGCACUUGAAAUAA
Molecule: messenger RNA, 891 nt
Organism: Microsporum canis CBS 113480
Lineage: Eukaryota; Fungi; Ascomycota; Eurotiomycetes; Onygenales; Arthrodermataceae
Product: DnaJ domain-containing protein
Exons: 4
Coding region: 1-891 (296 amino acids)
Source: RefSeq, a predicted model, not a curated record